AUGGACGCGCUCCCUUCUCGGACCGCCGAUGAGGCUGUGCGUCUUUCUGCGAAGCGAACUGCCGAACUCUUUGGCACAGAGUACUUGAUGGUCACACCUACAACACUCACAGACGGCUCGAUUGGGGUAUCAUACCGGCGGAAAGCAGAAUACCAAGAUGUCAUGGAAUUGCCCCCAGCCUUGGCGGAGAAGCAAGCCAAAGCUACUGCAGGACGCACGAAACGCCCCAAAAUUCAGCCCGCGCAGGCUCAAGGUUCUGGAGAUGGAAGCGGUGCCUCAAUGGCUCUAGUCCGGCGACCCGGAGGCGCUGGCGCGGGCGCGGCGGCGGCGGAGGAGCAACCCAAGAGUUUGAUUCAGAGACCUUCUGCGACCAAGCAACAACGGCCAGAUUGGCAUGCGCCAUGGAAAUUGAUGCGCGUCAUUUCAGGGCAUUUGGGGUGGGUGCGGGCUUUGGCAGUUGAGCCCAACAACCAGUGGUUUGCCAGUGGUGCUGGAGACCGAACAAUCAAAAUUUGGAAUCUGGCAACAGGCGCCCUCAGAUUGACCUUGACUGGCCACAUUUCGACUGUCCGCGGUCUCGCAGUGUCUCCUCGGCACCCAUACCUUUUCUCCUGCGGUGAAGACAAGAUGGUCAAGUGCUGGGAUUUAGAAACAAACAAGGUCAUCCGCCAUUACCAUGGCCAUCUGAGUGGUGUCUACACUCUAGCUUUGCAUCCUCGUUUGGACCUCUUGGUAACGGGUGGUCGUGAUGGCGUCUGCCGAGUGUGGGACAUGCGCACGCGAAGUAAUGUCCAUGUUCUUGCGGGCCACAAGGGUACUGUUGCCGAUAUUCAGUGCCAAGAGGCCGACCCUCAGGUUAUUUCCGGUUCGCUAGACGCUACAGUUCGUCUGUGGGAUCUGGCUGCAGGCAAGUCCAUGGGUGUCUUGACCCAUCACAAAAAGGGUGUUCGUGCCCUUGCCACCCACCCUACUGAGUUUACCUUUGCGAGCGCCAGUACAGGCAGCAUCAAGCAAUGGAAGUGUCCCGAAGGUGACUUCAUGCAGAACUUUGAAGGACAAAAUGCCAUCAUCAACACCCUUUCCGUCAAUGAUGAAAAUGUCAUGUUCUCUGGUGGUGAUAAUGGCUCCAUGUCGUUCUGGGAUUGGAAGACUGGGCAUCAAUUCCAGUCUAUUGAUACUCUCGCUCAGCCUGGUUCGCUCGAGGCUGAAGCUGGCAUCAUGGCUUCAACGUUUGAUAAGACCGGUCUGCGCCUCAUUACUGGGGAGGCCGAUAAAACAAUCAAGAUCUGGAAAGAAGACGAAAAUGCCACUCCAGAGACUCAUCCAGUCAAGUGGGCGCCGACCCUCGGAAGACAGCGCUACUAG
Penicillium diatomitis is the source of this 1365-nucleotide messenger RNA. RefSeq names its product WD40 repeat domain-containing protein. Gene Ontology annotation, cellular component: catalytic step 2 spliceosome; Prp19 complex; precatalytic spliceosome. The coding region runs from base 1 to 1365 and encodes 454 amino acids. Gene Ontology annotation, molecular function: protein binding. Lineage: Eukaryota; Fungi; Ascomycota; Eurotiomycetes; Eurotiales; Aspergillaceae. The record is from RefSeq and is a predicted model, not a curated record. Gene Ontology annotation, biological process: mRNA splicing, via spliceosome. The transcript has a single exon.